AUGAUAUUUCAUAAAUGCUUUAAAAUUUGUUCGCUCUCUUGUACUGUUUUAUGGGUUACCGCCAUAUCAUCGAUCAUUCAACCAGACAAACAACAAGAAAAAGAUGAAUUAAGCAACAAUUUUAUUUCUACUGAACAAUUACUAGAUAUCUCAGAAAAGUGGAAAGCAUCAGAAUGGAAUAACAUGUUUAACCACAUCAGAAAUGAAUGGGAAGAUUUUUAUCUUGUGUUACAAAAUGAUGAAAGAAAUAUAUUACAAGAGAAACAUAGUAAUUGGAAUGAAUGGAUUCAACAUUUAGAAAAUAAAUGGGGAAACAUUAAUGAAAAUAUAAAUCCAGAAUAUAAAACACAUUUAUUACAUAUAUCAUUAACAUGGAAUGAAAAACAAUGGGAACAUUGGGCUUAUAAUACUUUAAAAUAUUUUCUUGAAAAUGAUUGGAAUAUCUUCAUACAAGAAAUUACAGAAGAAAUUAACACACAUAUUGAUCAACAAUGGAUAAAAUGGCUACAUGAAAAAAAUUCCAUGUGGCUAUCCAAUGAUUGGAUUAUUGAUGAAAAUUCCUUCUGGGAAAAAAUGAUAAAACUUGAUUCAUCAAAAUAUGCAUGGACACAAGACGUUAAACAAUAUUGGAUUAAAUGGAAAGAAAGAACAAAUCAUCAAAACUUUAUGUGGAAUAAUUGGAUACAUAAUAAAAACCAAGUAAUUAAUCAUAUGAAAAAAGAUAAACUGGAGGAUUGGGCAAAAGAUAAAUAUGAUUCCUUUAAUAAAUGGAGAGAAAUCUUCCUUCAAGAUUGGACAGCUAACCAAAAGUGGAAACAGCUAGCUAAAUAA
Molecule: messenger RNA, 831 nt
Organism: Plasmodium falciparum 3D7
Lineage: Eukaryota; Apicomplexa; Aconoidasida; Haemosporida; Plasmodiidae
Gene: MaTrA
Product: tryptophan/threonine-rich antigen family protein
Source: RefSeq, a predicted model, not a curated record